UCACAUCCACAUUCAGAUUCAGAUACGUUCGCAUUCGGAUUCGGUUGGGAUUCGGUUGGGAUUCGGAUUCGUAGCCACUCCAGCUGUAUGCUUCGCGUUGGACCCACCGAUAGCUUGGCUUUCUGCUACAGUUUCAUAAUUGUCUCGGCCAGCAGCGGCGGAGUUCAUGAUUUCGCUCGGAAUAUGUUUUAGCCAGAUCAGUGCAGUGUUGGCCCGAAUAAGUGCUUAAAAAAUGCACUUUUGAGCGUGUAUGUACGUGUAUGUGGCAAGUUGCUGGCGAAAGAAAAUACGUGAAUGAAAAUAUGAGCGGCCACUGAAAGAAACCCACUUUUGAGCGUGAAGUGCAAAUCUUAUCAAAUUUUUCUAAGCUUUUCACCCGUUGAGUUUUACAAACAUGUUGCGCUACCUACUUAUUCUUUGCGCCCUCGGAAGCGCUACUUGCGGCGAUGUUGAGUUACUAACUCAGACUGUUUACGGCUUCCUGGACUUUACAACCACUAUUGGGAAUACCGUCAUGGUGUUCUCGCCCCAAAGCUCUCCAGCCUUCGAACUAAAGUCCAACGACACACACGAGAUAGUAAAUAUUAUAGAGACCAAGCCGAAAGUAACCAAGAAAGAAAAGGAGAAGGUCGGCAUCAAGCCAACGCCUUUGAUUGUGACUCACUCGAAUGUCAUUCCCGAGACCGAAACAUCCCAGAUUGAAUCUUACAACAUCAGUCUCUCCAACUCGCCCAUUCAGACGCUUCUGAAUACCCCUGAAUACGAUCUGCUCUCCCGCCAGCCCGAGCAGUUUGCCGAGGAAACCUAUCGCCUGGUGAACUUUAAGUCCAAGAACGAGGCCGACCGCCAAAGGAUAUAUGCGUCCAAGAAGGAGCCCGUCCAUGGCUACCAAACGCGAUCCAGUGAAUUCAGGAGCAUCGUGACGGCGACCAAGGAUUCUGGUAAAUUCUCAAAGGUCUCCCAGGUCUCCCAGGUGCACGCAGUUUCGAGCGUGGAGAAGAAGAGCAAGCCCCGACAGACGCGGACGAACAAGCCAGUCACGCCCUCGAUCCAGCCAAGCAGGACUCUGAAGGAGUUCUCUAGCCAGACCCAACUGUCCAGCAAACCACCGAGGAAAAGCCACCAAAGUGGGCGCGACAACCGAGGAUCAUCGGGCACCAGAAAGCCGUCUCGACCCAAGGGAAAGCGGAGGAAUAAGCACACCCAGAGUUCCAAGCCGGCAGUAGCGCCAUCAGCAACUGAAACUACCUCGCGUCCCUCGUAUCGAACAAAAGCCAACGCGAAUGCUGUGCAGGAGGAGCCGGUGUCGGUGGUGAGUCCCAACGCAUUCAAGCUCAAUAGGCGUCCUGGGAGAUGGCAGUACAAGUCCUCGCCGAAGCCCAAAGUUAACAUUAGGAAGAACGCCAACCCCAAUCUUCCCAGCCCCGCCCAAAACGACACGGCGCCGAGCGAUGAGAUCCCCGUGGACAUCAUCACCAACCAGGCCAUUAACAAUGGCAGGGAUCUAGAGGCGUCCGGCUCCCAGAACGGUCCGGUAGCUAACAACAACAACGACGAUCCCAACUCCAAAUACUUUGUGCAGACGUUGAACGUGGAAAUAUCGACACCCCAACCAUUCAUAGACACCUAUUACGAAAUUGCAACCAUUAAGACUCCGUUUAUAUUCCAGGCUGGAGUGGUUAAGAAAACGCGCUUCCUGACCGUCACCUCCACCAUUGAGAAAGUGAUCCAGGAGGAGCACACCAAGGAGUACUCCGAAGAUGAUGGUCCGUUGACGGAGAAUAUUUUGGAGGCCACCGCCAGUGCCGAUGAUAAGACCUUAACGGGCAGCGUUACGACCUUGAAACCCAUCUAUCUGGGCGAGGAGACGGAGACCCCCAGUCUGGAGACCCUAACGGAGUCCUUUUCCAUAACGCACACCAAGCUGAAAACCCAGAUCCUCCCCGUGGUGUACGCAAAAAGAAACGAAACCAUCCAAGUUACCCUGGUUCAGACCUACGAUUACACCAGUCUCAUCACCGUAACGCAGACCAUUUCCCCCUUGAGCGACGACUUCAAUCCCUCUAAGAACUUCAAGGACUUUGAGGGAAGUUUGGACGAGGCCGGGUCCGAAAUCAACCUGGACCUUGAGUUCGGAGACGAAGAUAAUACGGGCAAAUUCGACGCGAAGAUAAAGCCGAAACUCAAAGUUGAGGCAAAGAGUAAUGUUACCAGCCCAUUGAUCCCCUUGAUCCCGGAAUCGAUUAGCUUUCCGGAAACGCUGCAAAACAGCUUGAUAACUUCCACGCGACCCGUUAUCAAGCUGGAGACCAUCUGGGAGUCCCAUGUGGUGCCCCUGGUCAGAGGAACCGAAACCAUCAUGAGAACGCUCUCCAAGUCCGUGGGUGUGGUCGAGAAGACGGAAUACGUCACUGAAGUCGCCACGAUUUCCAUGCCAACGCCAUCCUCGCAGUAUCCCUUCUCGAUCAAUCCAUUCAAUCCCUUCAACCCAUUACUGCCCAUUCCCCCCCAGCAGUUCAUCACCUCCACCGAGGUCCAGCAGUCCAUGGUGACGGAAACGAGUUCCAAGGUUUUGAAACUGACUUUCGGCGCCAGAACCGCCUACACCACCAUCUUCUCAACCUCCGUCGUUCCCACAGCCGUCACUAGGUUAAUAACCGCUACCAUUCCGGGCCAGCCAGGCCAAUCCUUCCCCAACUACUAUCCGCCUCCAUACAAUCCAUUUGCCUAUGUUGGUUAGUUUUUAACUCCAUCUGCGUAACCCCAUUACUUCUUUGUAACUAGAAAUCCUGUAUUAUAUUUAAGAACACGUGCAAAUAUCGAAAAUGCGGUGAUACAAAAAGCAGUAGAUUUUAUUAGAUUGUAUGUGCACUUUGUCGCAAAAGUUGUUAAUGUAAAUACUUGAGUUAAGACUAAAUUAGGAUUGCAUCGAAUUUUUUGGAUCUAAGAUAAGCAAAAUAUGGUUGUAGUUCGGUUUAACUGCUGUUAAUAAAUUUUUGAACCUUUUUAAAUCCUCCCUAAA
This is a messenger RNA of Drosophila erecta, 3022 nucleotides long. RefSeq lists its product as uncharacterized. Lineage: Eukaryota; Metazoa; Arthropoda; Insecta; Diptera; Drosophilidae. The record is from RefSeq and is a predicted model, not a curated record. The coding region runs from base 395 to 2740 and encodes 781 amino acids. The transcript has 6 exons.